UGUACGACGCGUAUUGGAGGCUGGCGACAGAAACCGUAAGCGAUCCACCGUACAUGUGCUGUAAAGAGAAGGAGAGCUCUACAAGCUUCCUAUUGGCCGUGCUCACUUAAAAAUGAGGUGCGCUCUUGCAGCUCGGGUCUUAGAAUGAGACGAUCACUUUCAGUUUUGCCGCGUUCAAACCAUGGCGCCUAAGCUCUCGUUGGCUUUCGGUUUCCAGGAGCACCACGAGCUUCACAAGAGUUCAUCCAUUCUGGCGGAAUAUCUCGAUGAAGUUGACUGGGACGAGCACGUCAAGCUGCGUCGACGAAGCACAAGCGUGGAGCUCGCUUUGAGCUCGUGCUUCACGUCUCUGUCGUCCUGUCUAAAAGCUGUGUCUACGCACGCCAAGAAGCUCUACGCGCGUGAUCGACGUCGUUCCAUGAUCGAGAUAUCGUCGACGCAGUCAGAGCGUUUGCUGACACGAGCGAACUCGAUGCCUGCGCCCUACCAGUCAAGUGAGUCAGACCUUAACCUCUUUGUUAUCGACAACGAUACCGAAGGCGACCCAGCGGCAGCCUGCAUGUCCAAGGCUGCGAAGACACUCUGACAGAAUGACAUGUUGAAGUUUGCCGGUGUGAUGGUCUUCAUG
Messenger RNA from Phytophthora nicotianae INRA-310, 628 nucleotides. RefSeq lists its product as hypothetical. The record is from RefSeq and is a predicted model, not a curated record. The transcript has a single exon. Lineage: Eukaryota; Oomycota; Peronosporomycetes; Peronosporales; Peronosporaceae. Bases 182 to 586 code for a protein of 134 amino acids.